Molecule: messenger RNA, 2282 nt
Organism: Ciona intestinalis (vase tunicate)
Lineage: Eukaryota; Metazoa; Chordata; Ascidiacea; Phlebobranchia; Cionidae
Product: SUMO-activating enzyme subunit 2
Biological process (GO): protein sumoylation
Cellular component (GO): SUMO activating enzyme complex; cytoplasm
Molecular function (GO): SUMO activating enzyme activity
Source: RefSeq, a predicted model, not a curated record
CAUAUAAUAUAUUUUUAAAACACAGAUUUGUCUAUAUCAUUUAGUUAAGUAAUUGAAACUCUAAUUACUCGGGAUUUAACUACUAAUUGAAUUCUGUCCACAUGGAAGUGUCUUCAGAAGUAAACACCCCACUUUCUAGUAGUGUUCUUACUGAUGUGAACAAUGCUAAGUUAUUUGUGGUUGGUGCUGGUGGAAUCGGGUGUGAGCUGCUUAAGAACUUGGUGUUGACUGGGUUUCGGAACAUUGAGGUUAUUGACUUGGAUACUAUAGAUGUUAGCAACCUAAAUCGACAGUUUUUAUUCCAAAAAAAGCAUGUUGGAAAGUCAAAAGCAAUGGUGGCUAAAGAAAGUGUCCUCCGGCUUUGCCCCAAAGCGAAUAUUAAUGCACGCCAUGAUUCGAUUUUCAACCCACAAUACAACAUGCAAUUUUUUAAGCAGUUUGAUCUUGUAUUAAAUGCCCUCGAUAACAGAGCAGCGAGGAAUCAUGUAAACCGGAUGUGUCUAGCGGCAGAUGUUCCAUUGAUUGAAAGUGGUUCUGCGGGUUACCUUGGACAAGUUACAGUGAUUAAAAAAAGUGUAACAGAAUGUUAUGAGUGUCAGCCGGCUCCAAGGCAGAAGAGUUUUCCUGGAUGCACGAUACGGAACACACCAUCGGAGCUGAUCCACUGCAUCGUUUGGGCAAAGUAUCUUUUUAAUCAGCUCUUUGGGGAAGAAGAUGCGGACCAAGAUGUUUCACCGGAUACAGCAGACCCAGAAGCUGCAAAUAAUCCUGGAGAAAAGGGAGAUGGCUCUUCUGAAGAGAAUAAUAGCCAUGAUUUAGAUAAACCAAGAAUCAGUACGAGAGAGUGGGCAAGAGAAUGCGAUUACGAUGCAGAAAAAAUAUUCAAUAAACUUUUCCAUACCGACAUAAACUAUUUAUUGUCUAUGGAUAAACUCUGGCAAAAGAGAACACCUCCAAAGCCUGUACUGUGGGCUGAAUGUCAAGAAAUACAAGAGAGACAGUUGGAUCAUCAAACUGUAAUGACAUUGCAGGAAAAUGCAAGAUUAUUUUCUGAAAGUAUUAAUGCUUUGAAAGAUGAAUUUAAAAAGCAGGGGGAUGGCGGUAUGUUGGUGUGGGACAAAGAUGAAGAUCCUGCCAUGAACUUUACGUCCUCAGUGGCGAACAUAAGGGCUCAUAUAUUCCAUAUUGAAGAAAAAAGUUGUUUUGAAGUCAAAUCUAUGGCAGGCAAUAUUAUUCCUGCUAUAGCUUCAACUAAUGCAAUUGUUGCUGGAUUAAUUGUGCUGCAAGCACUUUGUUUAAUUCGUAAGCGCUUUGCGGACUGUCGUACUGUCUAUGUUUGUGAAGCUGUUAACGACACUAAAAAGCUGCUAAAACCAUGCACAUUAGACCCACCCAAAAGGGGGUGUUAUGUCUGUGCGGAAAAGCCUGAAAUUACUUUGAAGCUAAACACUAAGACACUAACAUGUGAGCAGUUUCGGGAUAAAAUCCUAAAGUCCCACCUUGGGAUGCUUGCUCCGGAUGUAGAGAUCUUGGAUGGGAGAGGAACGAUCCUCAUCUCAAGUGAAGAGGAUGAAGAAGAGAAUCAAUCUCUUGGACAAACUUUAGACUCAUUUAAUAUAACUCAUGGAAGUCGUUUAAGAGCGGAUGAUUUCCUCCAAAAUUACGACAUUGUCGUCAACAUCCUCCAUGAGGAGAAUCUUCCGGAUGACAUGAUCUUCCAAGUCUCUGAGACCAAAGGAACUAUUGGUGCAAGCGCUGAAAAAGAAACAACACCUGAAAACAAUACAGAAGAAAAUUCAGUAGUCCAAGAAGAUAAAAUUGAAAUAAUUGAAGAUGCAGAUCCAUCCGCAUCUCAAGAUGAAAUUCCUCGAAAGAGGAAACGGUCUUCCACCAACGAUAAAGAUUCUGUUCUUAUAGACUCGUCAAAACGUUCAAAACAAUGUGAUGACAGUGUAAUAGUAAAUGAUGAUAAUAAUGUUGUUGUUUUAGAUUAAAUGUACAUAAUGCAUUAUUGUGUUCUUUUGACCCCAUGUCAUGCUAUUCUAGUAUUCUUAUUUGUUUUUGUCUACCCCGAAAAAAUGUUUUAGUUCAAUUAUUAUUGAAUCUAGUUAUUUCUUUAAUAUCUUGGUUCAUUGUAUUAUUCAAAUUUAGUCAAUCGAAAAAAAAUCUGAUAUAAAAGUUACUGCCAGCAAUAAUCUAGGGUGCGAGAUGUAAAUUAAGUUUUUUGAUCUUUUCUGAGAUUAAUUUUCAGUGUCGUAUUUGAUAAGUGAUUUUCAUUCCAG